Messenger RNA from Camelus dromedarius (Arabian camel), 1552 nucleotides. It is a transcript of the gene ACTL6B, whose product is annotated as actin like 6B. Gene Ontology annotation, cellular component: SWI/SNF complex; NuA4 histone acetyltransferase complex. Lineage: Eukaryota; Metazoa; Chordata; Mammalia; Artiodactyla; Camelidae. Gene Ontology annotation, biological process: nervous system development; chromatin remodeling; regulation of transcription by RNA polymerase II. Gene Ontology annotation, molecular function: chromatin binding. The record is from RefSeq and is a predicted model, not a curated record. The transcript has 14 exons. Bases 63 to 1343 code for a protein of 426 amino acids.
CGGCCGCCCCGGUGCUGAUCCCGCCGACGCCCACGGGCCGCGAGCAGCGCUGAGAGGGCACUAUGAGCGGGGGCGUCUACGGCGGAGAUGAGGUGGGGGCGCUGGUCUUUGACAUUGGCUCCUUCUCAGUCCGCGCUGGGUACGCUGGGGAGGACUGUCCCAAGGCUGACUUCCCCACCACCGUGGGGCUGCUGGCUGCAGAGGAGGGGGGCGGGCUGGAGUUGGAGGGAGAGAAAGAGAAGAAAGGGAAGAUCUUUCACAUCGACACCAACGCCCUCCACGUGCCUCGGGAUGGAGCAGAGGUCAUGUCUCCCCUCAAGAAUGGCAUGAUCGAGGACUGGGAGUGCUUUCGUGCGAUCCUGGAUCACACCUACAGCAAACAUGUCAAGUCUGAGCCAAACCUGCACCCAGUGCUCAUGUCUGAGGCCCCGUGGAACACACGUGCCAAGCGGGAGAAGCUGACAGAGCUGAUGUUCGAGCAGUACAACAUUCCUGCCUUCUUCUUAUGCAAGACAGCUGUACUUACCGCCUUUGCAAAUGGACGCUCCACAGGUCUGGUGCUGGACAGUGGGGCCACCCACACCACGGCCAUUCCAGUGCAUGAUGGCUACGUCCUGCAGCAAGGCAUUGUCAAGUCACCCCUGGCAGGGGACUUCAUCUCCAUGCAGUGCCGAGAGCUCUUCCAGGAAAUGGCCAUUGACAUCAUUCCGCCCUACAUGAUUGCAGCCAAGGAACCUGUACGGGAGGGUGCCCCCCCAAACUGGAAGAAGAAGGAGAAGUUACCCCAGGUUUCCAAGUCCUGGCAUAACUACAUGUGCAACGAGGUGAUCCAGGACUUCCAGGCCUCCGUGCUGCAGGUCUCAGACUCUCCCUACGAUGAGCAGGUGGCUGCGCAGAUGCCCACAGUCCACUAUGAGAUGCCCAAUGGCUACAACACAGACUACGGUGCUGAGCGGCUCCGCAUCCCUGAGGGCCUGUUUGAUCCCUCCAAUGUCAAGGGCCUGUCGGGGAACACCAUGCUAGGUGUGGGCCAUGUGGUGACCACCAGCAUCGGCAUGUGUGACAUUGACAUUCGCCCGGGCCUGUAUGGCAGUGUCAUUGUCACCGGUGGGAACACACUACUCCAGGGCUUCACGGACAGGCUCAAUCGAGAGCUUUCCCAGAAGACUCCGCCGAGCAUGAGACUGAAGCUCAUCGCCAGCAACAGCACCAUGGAGCGCAAGUUUAGCCCCUGGAUUGGGGGCUCCAUCCUGGCCUCAUUGGGCACUUUUCAGCAAAUGUGGAUCUCCAAGCAGGAAUAUGAGGAGGGCGGGAAGCAGUGCGUGGAGCGGAAGUGCCCCUGAGCGCGCCCCCUCCCCACCCGCAGGCCUGCCUGCCUGCCUGCCGCGGUGGGGGAGGGGACGCGAAAGGCUGAAGAGGGUUUCCCCCGCCUGUACUCCGCAAGCGCAGAUCGAAGUCCCCAACGCUCCCAUCGCCCCCUUUUCUUCCCCUUCCCACUCGUCCUCUUAGAUUGUGAUGUUUCUGGGUUAAAAGGAGUAAAAAUGUUUUAAGA